CUCCCGCUCGCCGUCGGCACCCCGCUCCCAUCCUCACUCCGCUCGCGCCGGCCGUCGCCUGGUCAUGUCAGGAUGGAGAUCCGGCAGCACGAGUGGCUCUCGGCCUCCCCCCACGAGGGCUUCGAGCAGAUGAGGCUGAAAAGCCGCCCCAAGGAGCCCUCGCCAAGCCUGACCCGAGUGGGCGCGAACUUCUACAGCAGUGUCAAGCAGCAGGACUACAGCGCCAGCGUCUGGCUCCGGAGGAAAGACAAGCUGGAACACUCGCAGCAGAAGUGCAUUGUGAUCUUUGCCCUGGUCUGCUGCUUUGCCAUUCUGGUUGCAUUGAUAUUUUCAGCUGUGGAUAUCAUGGGAGAGGACGAGGAUGGACUCUCAGAAAAAAAUUGUCAAAAUAAAUGUCGAAUUGCCCUGGUGGAAAAUAUUCCUGAAGGCCUUAACUAUUCUGAAAAUGCACCAUUUCACUUAUCACUUUUCCAAGGCUGGAUGAAUUUACUGAACAUGGCCAAAAAGUCUGUUGACAUAGUGUCUUCCCAUUGGGAUCUGAACCACACUCAUCCAUCAGCAUGUCAGGGUCAACGUCUUUUUGAAAAGUUGCUCCAACUGACUUCUCAAAACAUAGAAAUCAAGCUAGUGAGUGAUGUAACAGCUGGUUCAAAGGCAUUAGAGGCCUUGAGAUUAAAGGCCUCUAAAAAGAAUUGGCAUGUGAGAGCCUGUGAAAACAUAGAAGCUGCUGGGUAUCCCUGGGAAGAGGAUAAAGCCUUCGUGAGUCUGCAUGUUUCACCAGGUGGCAUUGGUUCUCAGGUGUCUGCUAUUUGA
Messenger RNA from Castor canadensis (American beaver), 813 nucleotides. NCBI's taxonomy places the organism in Eukaryota, Metazoa, Chordata, Mammalia, Rodentia, Castoridae. The record is from RefSeq and is a predicted model, not a curated record.